CGCUGGUUAGUAGAGAUGUCGGACGUUGGGUCAACUUCCGGUCCCGACAUGCUCAGAGCAGAAAUGAAACAAUCAUCUCUGCAGGAGAAACUCAGAGAGGGAGAGUCUCUGCAGGCCGGCCCCGCCUCCUCCACCACCUCCUCCUCCUCCUCCUGCUGCUGCUGCUGCUGCCCGCACAGGACGGGGAGGGUAGAAGUGAAGGAGUCAGCCCUCUGCCAUUGUUCUUGCUUUGGAGGUCUGGGAACGGGACGGGACGGCGCUGGUCGGGUACCGGACUGCGGGUCUGUCGUUAUGACGGGCUCCGGUCCGAAGCUCGGCGUGCUCCUGCUGCUGGCGGUUCUGCUGCAGACUGUGGUCGUCACCAUCACCGUGCUGCACUUCACCACGGCUCUCAACUCGAUGAAGGAGACGUUUGCCAGGAGCAGUGUUUCGUGUCUGACGGGCGCCGACCUGCAGAGCAUCACGGCUGUCCGAGGGGAUCCGUGCUGGCAGGUCACCCAGCAGCUUCACCUGCUCAUAGAAAAGUCUCUGUCACAGCGUUACCAGAGGCAGAUUUCAACAGCAGUAAGAGAUGAGGUGUCCAGAGUGCUGCCCUCUCUUGUGAUGGUGGACAGGGCUUCACCUCGCCCCAAAGUUGCAGCCCAUGUCACCGGCAGCUUUGUGCCCAAACUGGAGCACGAGGGAGGAGCUCCGGUCUCUGCUGGACGUCGGGUUCAGGGACAGAAGAUUUCGUGGUGGGAGGGACAGAAGGGGCUCGCCUUCCUGCAGGAUGUCCAGCUGGUGGACGGGGAGCUGGUGGUGCCGCAGCCUGGUCUCUACUACGUCUACGCCCAGACGUACUUCAGACACACCCACUCCCUGGAGGAGGAGGGCGAGGAGGGCGAGGAGGCGGAGGACAGGGGGAAGCCUCUGCUGCAGUACGUCUAUAAAAAGGUGAGCUCCUACCCGGUCCCCAUCCUGCUGAUGAAGACUAGCCGAACCUCCUGCUGGUCCCGGGGCUCCCAGUUUUCCCUGCACUCCGCCCACCAGGGGGGGCUGUUCCCGUUGAACAGCGGCGACCGCCUGUUCGUCACUGUGACCAACGCCUCUGCAGUGGACAUGGACGAGAAAAGCAGCUUCUUUGGGGCGUUUCUCAUCAGCUAGACGUUAAGAGACUCGACCACUGGAUCUAUGAACCCCUCACUUGUGAUGGAUGAUCUGUCCGGUGACGCAUCGAGACUCCUCCUGUGAAUGAACCCCAAAAAAAGUGAAAAACUGUGACUCAUUUGGAAGUCGGACUUCCUUCUCUUGCAGGAUCACAAACCACAAGAAUCAGAAACACUGGUUUCAUCGGUAGAGUCGAGCUCCAAGUAAAUGUUUCAGGGUUUAAAAGUUCAAUCACAGUUUGGAUUUAGAGACUUAAAUUUAAAGUCACAAGAAAAAGUAUUUUUAAAGUAAACAAAGAAGGACCCAAAAGCCAAUCUACGCCAGGAACGCGCAAGAUUAACAGUUCCUUCUGCAAGUUUUGAAACAUUAGACGAUGUUACACUAGCCACCAACCAUUGAGACCACAAACUCUUAAGGAGAAUGUUUCCUGGGAUAAAGAAACCCAGGAGAAGUAAAGUCCUACUCACACAGACCUCUUCUGAAACAAGCGUAGUCGCCCCCUGCUGGCUGUAAUCGAGAAUGCAGGUUUAAGGCACUCUAAAUUGGCUUCCUUUCCAGACCCUGACUUUACUUUAAGUCUGCAAAACCGUUGUUGCUCGUUGUUUCGUUUUCUUACGCUGAUGAUUCGUGUUCAAGCAAAGGUGUAAAUAUUUGAUGACGCUUUGUAUUUUUGAUUUUUUGAUAAGCUUCAAAUUCGUGGUGUGGAUUUUCUAAGACCUCUGUUCUACUCUUAAAUUAUCCAUGUUUUCUUAAAAGUUAAUGUUUUAGUCAUUUUUUCUAGGGAUGUCCCGAUCCGAUUUUUUAAUAUUGAAUAUUUUCCGAUACCGAGUCCCGAUCCAAUGCUUGUGUUUGCCUAGAUCAUAGUUGCACAAGAGAUAAGAGAGUUGAGCUGCACACUGUUUUUUUUCCUUUAACAAAAAGAAGUAAUUUAAAAAAUACCUAAAAUGUGUCUUAUGUAAAUUCGAUUUAACUUAAUCCAGCUAGCAUUGUUGUAAAACUCUGUUUUAAAGCUCUGCUGUAUGAGACCAAGAAACUAGUGUGCAUGCAUUACAGCACGCUUAAAUCCGAGGCUGCUCUGAACGAUGAAUAAUGGACGUAGUAUCCGUGACGUCACCCAUCUGUUUCUGAAUCACUGUUUUGAGGCCAAUCGGCGGCGGCGGCCAUAUUGCUGCUGUGGAGCGAUUGUGACGUAAAGAGGCGGGCUUUGAGCCUCCUCGCCAACAGCUACAGUGUUCCCGCCUGUCAAUCAAGUCAGCUGUGCCUCUCAUUGGAAGACUUGUAAUCUCAAUAUCUUUGAAAUUACGGCGUUAUGAAAAAAUUCACCCCCCUCAGUGUGUGCCGAUCAAGAAAUGAGCUAUCCAGACUACACUUGUUUUUUGAACCAGGCUGUAAACAUGUUUAUUUCUGCUGUAAAGAUCGGCUUCUUUGAAUUGGUGUGUAUGUGGUUUCCUGUACUUCUGGAGCCAGCCUCUAGUGGACGCUUGAGGAACUGCAGUUUUUAGCACUUUCGCAUUGAACUCAUAUUUUUAGACCAGAGGUUGCCGCUUGGUUCUACAUCAGUGUCCCAUUUAUGAGUUUCUCAUUAUGUAAACACAGUUAAGCAAACUCAGAACUCUCGAUUACACUUGUUUAUUAGCCUUUAGCUGCAAAUUGUAUUAUCGGAUUAAAAAUCGCCAAGAUCGGCUCGAAUCCGACAGUUGAGAUCAGGAUCAGGACAUCCCAAGUUUUUUCCUUUUAUUUGAUAGGACAGCUGAAGAGAGACAGGGAACGUGUGGAGCAGAGGGCAGGGGAAGACAUUAAACUUGCUCUUAAACUACUAGCCCAACGGCACCCCAAAUUAUCCAUGGUUUAAAAGCCGGAUCACACUGAACCUGCCCCCGUUUGAACCCUUUUGAUAGUCCGAAUCGGUGUGGCCUUUGUUGUAACUCCACCACCUCUGUCUCCGUGAAUUUUACAGAACAUUUCCAAACCCUGCUCCGAGGUUAUCAGGCUCUGUGCUGUUUGAGUUGGCAGCCUCUCCUUCAAGCUGUCUCUCCUCCAGCGCGUCCAUCAUAGCUGUUUUCCAAACGCUGCAUUAAAGCCUCCCUGAAGGCUGCAGCCUUGGGGCGUUCAUGUCAUGUUGGAUUAACUGCUGGUUUGAUUUUUAAGAAACAUCUUGAAUAUGUUUAAUAAUUACAUUCAAGCAAAUUUGGAUGAUUGAGCGUAAAAGGGUUUUUCCUUGAUUUAGGGGAGAUCGUUAACGAGGCCGCAGCUCAGGCCUUUAAAAGCUGGUGGCGUCAUACAAGAGCUAGAUCUACACCACGUCAUGAAAGAAGCACUCACUGCAGAACAUUUGUAAAUAACUCAACACUGAUUUUCUCCUGUUCUCUUAGUUUUCACCUGAAUGAAAGGAUGUUAAGUUUUACUCCAUGACCAAACAACAUGUAGACUCGCUGAUAAAAGAAGCUUUGUUGACUUAUUGUGAGGCGGAUGUUAACAGAAACCUGAGACUAUAAUUAAAUCAAAAACAGUACCUUAUGUUCGGCCUCCUUUUGGACUAAGUGGAAACAUCCCUGUGCAGCCGGCCUUCGGACUGAGAACACCUGAAAGGCUUCACAGAGAGUUCAACAUGUUGGUCAAUUUGGAUUGUUUUGCCUGAUACACAGAAACUGAAUGUGAAUGUAAAUAAUCAGGUUGGUUUGUCUGUAAAUAUGUGAAAUAAAGACGAGUCAUAAUCCAGA
This is a messenger RNA of Notolabrus celidotus (New Zealand spotty), 3866 nucleotides long. It is a transcript of the gene tnfsf10, whose product is annotated as TNF superfamily member 10. Lineage: Eukaryota; Metazoa; Chordata; Actinopteri; Labriformes; Labridae. The transcript is spliced from 7 exons. The coding region runs from base 16 to 1143 and encodes 375 amino acids. Gene Ontology annotation, molecular function: tumor necrosis factor receptor binding. Gene Ontology annotation, biological process: immune response. The record is from RefSeq and is a predicted model, not a curated record. Gene Ontology annotation, cellular component: membrane.